Molecule: messenger RNA, 1191 nt
Organism: Octodon degus (degu)
Lineage: Eukaryota; Metazoa; Chordata; Mammalia; Rodentia; Octodontidae
Gene: Hmx3
Product: H6 family homeobox 3
Exons: 2
Coding region: 89-1162 (357 amino acids)
Biological process (GO): regulation of transcription by RNA polymerase II
Cellular component (GO): nucleus
Molecular function (GO): RNA polymerase II transcription regulatory region sequence-specific DNA binding; DNA-binding transcription factor activity, RNA polymerase II-specific
Source: RefSeq, a predicted model, not a curated record
UAUGUUCUGAUUUCCGGCCGUUCGCCUGCUCCCCCGGCCGCCUGCCCGUCCCACUCGCUCCCUCCCGGGACUCGGAGGAGAGGGGACCAUGCCGGAGCCCGGGCCGGAAGCUUCGGGCACCGCGAGCACUCAGCCCCCGGCGCCGCCGCCGCCCCUGCCUCCUGCGCCCAAGGAGUCCCCAUUUUCCAUCAAGAACCUGCUCAACGGAGACCACCACCGGCCGCCCCCAAAGCCUCAACCGCCCCCUCGGACUCUCUUCGCGCCCGCCUCGGCAGCCGCUGCCGCCGCCGCCGCUGCCGCCGCAGCCAAGGGGGCCCUGGAGGGCGCCGCGGGCUUCGCGCUCUCGCAGGUGGGCGACCUGGCUUUCCCCCGCUUUGAGAUCCCAACGCAGAGGUUUGCCCUGCCUGCGCACUACCUGGAGCGCUCCCCGGCCUGGUGGUACCCCUACACCCUGACCCCCGCCGGCGGCCACCUCCCGCGACCUGAAGCCUCCGAGAAGGCCCUUCUACGAGACUCCUCCCCCGCCUCAGGCACUGACCGUGACUCUCCGGAGCCCCUGCUCAAGGCUGACCCUGACCACAAGGAGCUGGACUCCAAGAGCCCGGACGAGAUCAUUCUGGAGGAGAGUGACUCGGAGGAAGGCAAGAAGGAGGGCGAGGCGGCGCCGGGUGCGGCCGGAGCGAGCGUUGGGGCGGUGUCCGCCACGCCGAGCUACGAGGACUGGAAGAAGGGCGCUGAGAGUCCGGAGAAGAAGCCCGCGUGUCGCAAGAAGAAGACGCGCACCGUCUUUUCGCGCAGUCAGGUCUUCCAGCUCGAGUCCACCUUCGACAUGAAGCGCUACCUGAGCAGCUCCGAGCGCGCCGGCCUGGCCGCCUCACUGCACCUCACGGAGACGCAGGUCAAGAUCUGGUUCCAGAAUCGCCGCAACAAGUGGAAGCGGCAGCUGGCGGCGGAGCUGGAGGCCGCCAACCUGAGCCACGCUGCAGCGCAGCGCAUCGUGCGCGUACCCAUCCUCUACCACGAGAACUCGGCCGCUGAGGGCGCGGCGGCCGCUGCUGCAGGGGCCCCGGUGCCGGUCAGCCAGCCGCUGCUCACCUUCCCGCACCCCGUCUACUACUCGCACCCUGUGGUCUCGUCCGUGCCGCUGCUAAGGCCGGUCUGAGGUCCGAGAGAGGGGAGGUGGAGGGAGUG